Molecule: messenger RNA, 692 nt
Organism: Lolium rigidum
Lineage: Eukaryota; Viridiplantae; Streptophyta; Magnoliopsida; Poales; Poaceae
Exons: 4
Coding region: 1-552 (183 amino acids)
Source: RefSeq, a predicted model, not a curated record
AUGGCGACGGCGACGGCGACGGCAACGAACGGCGGCGAGAUCUGGUCCGGUUCUGCUCUGGUUCUGGUCGUGUAUUACGUUGAACUGAAUCAGAUACGACAGUUGGUGGAAGACAUAUCAUGUCUGUCCCAAGAUCUUGACUUGAGGCUGAUGUUGAGUACCAAAAUGAUCUUGAAAAACGUAAAUCCUGAAGUGAAAAAUGCCAUAGAUGGAUUAGUGUCUUCAGCUAUUCUUGAUCCUGAUGUAAAAGGGGGUCUCAGAUGGCCAUUUGGGAUGGAGUCGAUUGAUGGGAGGUUCAGCAUAGUUGGAGUGUGGCAUACAAACUACAAAGCUUUUGGAAAUAAAACAUUAAAGUUAUAUCUAAGGCAUGCUGACCGGUUUGACCAUCAGAGCUCGACUGGAGAGGUUUCCAAUGAAGUUACCUUCAAACUAACUGGUAUAUCAAAGAGACUGCGGGAUGGCAGUAAAGAGGCGGACUCUGUGAAGGAGAUGCUAGAAUCUGCUGUGCGGAUGAUCUGGGACAGUGCUUUGUGUUACAAGAUGGCGCGCUGAGCUGGGUGGUCAGGUUUGCGGCAGGCCGACAAGUGCAUUGCAUCGUGUGGUUGCUUAACGAUGUUAAUGUUUGUUUGUAGCCCUGUUGUGUAAAUAAUUUUGCUUCACAAUGAAUUUACUGAAUAUGUGGUCCUCCUACC